Messenger RNA from Linum trigynum, 2645 nucleotides. The record is from the annotation of a GenBank genome assembly. NCBI's taxonomy places the organism in Eukaryota, Viridiplantae, Streptophyta, Magnoliopsida, Malpighiales, Linaceae.
UUCCUUUAAAGCUUUCACUUUGACCUUUGAAAAUAUUGACUUUCCCCAUUCUUCCACCGUUUUGAGUUUGACUUUACCCCAAUUCCUUCAACCUUAUAUAAACCCGCCCCAACUUCCCCUGUUUUUCAUCAAGUCUCCCCUGUUCCCACCAAAACAAAAGAUUCAAACUUUUCCCGGCAAAAACCCUCCAAACCAUGAGCAGCGACAGCGCGGCCGAUGGUGGGGAAGAUGAAAGGAAGUACAAAGGAGUCCGGCGCCGGAAAUGGGGGAAAAGGGUGUUGGAGAUUCGGGUCCCCGGUUCCCAGGAACGGCUCUGGCUCGGGUCGUACUCUUCCCCUGAAGCUGCGGCGGUGGCUCACGACAUUGCCUCGUACUGCCUCCGUGGAUGUUCGUCUCAAAAGGGAUUCAAUUUCCCGCUGACAUCACUGCCGGCGAGCGUCCGGCCGGACAUGUCGCCGAAGUUUGUUCAGAUGGCGGCGUCGGAUGCAGGGAUGGCCGUGGAUGCGCAGAUGAUACUGCGGAAUUCGUCAUCCCCGCCGCGGCCCGCCCUGGAGACGUCGUCAGCGAUGUCCUGGGGCGGCCGUGGCCGGAGUUGGGAAGGGGACGGAAUGGGAGCCGGAAGUUCGGCCGGAGGCGAUGGACUGAAUUUAUCGGUGGAAGACUAUUUCUGAUAAUUUCUUUUUUAUUUUUUAUAAUUUUUUUUAUAAUGAUGUGUAAUUUCUAAAAAUUUAAUUUAAUUUUUAAAUUAUUUUUUAUUUGUCACGUCACACAUUUAACGGUCAACUGUCAGAGUUGACCGCCACGUCAGUCAAAGUUAACGGAGGUUAACGGAGAGUGACCGAACUUGAACUGUUCAACUAAUUUGAGUGGCAAACGUGAAAUUUUAUAGCAAUUCGAGUGACCAAACUUGCAAUUAAGCCCAUAAUCUUACCAAAUGAAAUUCAUAUGUUACAUUCUAUCAGAAGGUAAUCAUUCAAAGCUUUGAUCCAUUCAUUCUUUCACGAGAAUCUUUUGAUCCAUAGGAAAAGAUUCAUUGGUUCGAACGGAAUCUUGCAGGCAAUUGGAUGAGUGGGUUCGGGAUAUUUUGUGGAUUCACUUACGUGAUAAGAUUAUCGACCUUGGUGGUGGAGGCCCACAUGUGGGCCCAACGGGUCGAUAAAGUCUCUUGAAUUAUUGAACGUCAUUUUUCAUGAUACGUGUUGAUUAUAGCGACCAGCCCAUUUGGCCUCACUUGGACGGUCGUAGUCAGGAUCGGGUUAGUGAAUGAAUGAUUUUGACAAGUAACGCCCUGCAUUUCAGAUUUCAAGCACAUAGGCUUACAACUUAGUAUCGUGGGCUGGAGUUUAAACAAAUGGGCUUGGGCUAAAAAUAUUGACGACAACUAGACUCAUAUUUUGGGCCACUAGGUUGGGCUUUGCGUUGGCGAAAUUCGAACGGCGGAUGACAGCAAAAGAGCUGAAUCAGACGAGUUGGAGGUGGACCGGUUGUUACGGGCUUAGUAGAUUUCAGCCCGAGGCGGGGAAGGCUGGAAGAAAAGCCCAAAAGAUUAACCAGCACGCAUUCUUAAACCCAAAUUCUUUGAUCAGCCUCCACGUAUUGUCUCUCGAGUUCAGUCAUUACAUGUACGAAUUGUUUAGAGCUUUGGAUACAAUUUCAUCCAUGGUCGAUGUUCUGCUUUCAUAAAUGGACAUUAUGGUUUCCCCUCUCCCAUUUAGAAGGGUUAUAAAGCAACAACUUCCAAUGAUUUGAGUUGUUGGGAAAGGUUCAUGUACGAUACUUAAUUACUUCCUUACACACUCUCCAAAACGAAAGUCAACGUAUGUGAUUGAAGCUUGCAUAAACUCGUCAUAUUAUGUGCUUUAGACUUUAAGCCAAUGAUUAAUAUUGGAGGUCGUGAGGAUUUGAACAUGUGAAAUCAAUGACAACUGAGCUCUGAUAUCAUGUUAUAAACCAUGUUGGUCCCAAUAAAUCGAAAUGUACGAAGAUAUCCAUGUAUGAUACUUAAGAACUUUCUUACAAGAAGUACGGUUCGAUAACCCACCCUCAACGUCCAAAUUAUAUUUAGAAAAUAGAAAUACACGUAAAACGUGUAAUAAGUGUGAUAAAUAUAACACUUUGUAAGUUUGUAACCCCUAACUUGAUUUCUAGGGUUCAAAUUGCUGGAACUUCAUCGUUUGACCUCUCCUCGUUCAAAUUUCUAACUCCACCACCAAACACAUAGUACGAGAUCAUGGGAAAUGUCAACUCCCUUUCCCCUGUAGAUUCUCAUCUCUCACCUCAUCUAAGAUGCCAACAAGGACUUAUUAGUAGUUUUACCGUUGGUCUCCAAUUUAAAGAUUUGAGGUUCAAAUCCCUUAAUUAACACCUACCAAUAAAAACUAAACCAAUAUCACCAUAUAAGAAAAAUCACCUUUCAGCUACCAUUAACAAGUCGACCCUAAUUAAAAAAAAAAAUAUAUACACCAAAUGAAAGCGACAUACAACAAAUGGUCUGAAUUAUGUGUACAAUGAAGCACCUAAGGUAGUGCUGGAGGUCUCUAUCAGUACCUAAAAAGCCCGCGCAAUUGUCUUGCUUAUCGACUUAAUUAUUAUUAUUAUUCCCAAUUUAAAGGCACAAACUUAACUAAUAAUAUGCUUUCCUAGUU